Molecule: messenger RNA, 705 nt
Organism: Homarus americanus (American lobster)
Lineage: Eukaryota; Metazoa; Arthropoda; Malacostraca; Decapoda; Nephropidae
Product: mediator of RNA polymerase II transcription subunit 27-like
Exons: 4
Biological process (GO): regulation of transcription by RNA polymerase II
Cellular component (GO): mediator complex
Molecular function (GO): transcription coactivator activity
Source: RefSeq, a predicted model, not a curated record
AGCUUGUUACGUCUCCCACUAAUAACUUUUGCACCAUCGCACCUCACACAGCACUCAUCGUUUGUGGUGACUCUGGGUCGUGUGCUGAGGGCUGUGGUAACUUUCAAAGGAAUAUUGAUUGAAUGGGUUGUUGUGAGAGCAUAUAAUGAACCAUUACUUGAUGAGGAUGGAAAGGUUGACUUGUACACACCAUCCCAAUACAAAGUGUUUCAGAAAGUGACCGACAAUGCAAAUGCUGCGAUGUUGAACUUCUGUUCACCAGGAUUUUCUGACUUGUCUAUCCGCUCCUUCUUUACCUGGCUGCAUAGUUUUGUUUCUCUCUUCACUGAUGUGUGCAAGAGGUGUAGUAAUCAUCUUCAUAACCACAUGCCCCCAACAUGGAGAGAAUUUCGGACAUUAGACCCCGUUCAUGAAGAAUGUAAAGCAUGAGCAGAGCAUUAAUUUUUUUUUGUUAAACAUUUGUCGUGAGAUAGUGUGGAGGCAAGUGUAUAAUGAUAUGCUAAGAAUAUAAGAAUGUAAUAUUCAUUUUAAUAUCAAGUUUCUUUUGUAUCAUACUUGAAUCAUUCGCAAAAUGGAGUUUUGUAACUAUAGACUUUAGACAGUUUAUGUAGAUUUAAUAGAUUUGCAUUCGUAUGAAUUUUAUCACAUUUCUGUUUAGAUUGUAAUACAAAUAUUAUUCAAAGAAAAAAUAAAGUUACCAAUACC